Molecule: messenger RNA, 2978 nt
Organism: Strigops habroptila (Kakapo)
Lineage: Eukaryota; Metazoa; Chordata; Aves; Psittaciformes; Psittacidae
Gene: ZBTB44
Product: zinc finger and BTB domain containing 44
Exons: 6
Coding region: 194-2044 (616 amino acids)
Molecular function (GO): protein binding
Source: RefSeq, a predicted model, not a curated record
CAUCAUCCUCCUCCUCCUCCUCAUCGUCACCUUCAUCUCCAGCAUCCGCCGCCGCCUCCCCGCCCGCCGUCAUGGCAAGGCCACGGCGCGGCCCGAGAUAGGUGGGCUCGGCCUCUCCGCGGCGCGCCCCGCCGAGCGCAGGAUACCCGUGGUCUCUCAUAUGUGGCAAGACCUCUAGCAGAGCGGUGAAAAGAUGGGUGUGAAAACCUUCACUCACAACUCCCCUGCGCACAGCCAGGAGAUGCUGGGCAAGCUCAACAUGCUCCGCAACGACGGCCACUUCUGCGACAUCACCAUCCGCGUCCAGGACAAGAUCUUCCGGGCUCACAAGGUGGUUUUGGCAGCCUGCAGCGACUUCUUCCGCUCCAAACUCGUUGGCCAAGCAGAAGAUGAGAGCAAGAGCGUGUUAGACCUGCACCACGUGACAGUGACUGGAUUUAUCCCUCUCUUGGAAUAUGCUUACACAGCAACACUGUCUAUUAACACAGAGAACAUCAUCGACGUGUUGGCCGCAGCCAGCUACAUGCAGAUGUUCAGCGUGGCUAGCACGUGCUCCGAGUUCAUGAAGUCCAGCAUUCUCUGGAAUACUCCCAACAGCCAGCAGGAGAAGGUGCUGGAUGCGGGGCAGGAGAACAGUGCAAAUUGUAAUUUCACCUCUCGGGAUGGCAGCCUUUCUCCUGUGUCCUCCGAGUGCAGCGUGGUGGAAAGGACCAUCCCCGUGUGCCGCGAGUCGCGGAGGAAGCGCAAAAGCUACAUCGUGAUGUCCCCAGAGAGCCCCCUUAAGUGUAACACACAAACAAGUUCCCCCCAAGUGCUGAAUCCUUCAACUUCGUACCCAGAGUCCAGAAAUCAGCCCGUGGACUCGUCCUUAGCUUUUCCCUGGACUUUUCCUUUUGGAAUUGAUCGAAGGCUCCAGUCUGAGAAGGUGAAGCAGGCGGAGAACUCGAGGACUUUGGAAAUGCCUGGGCCCUCCGAGGCCAACAGGAGAAUUGCAGAUUAUGUGACUUGUGAGAGCACAAAGGCCAGUUCUCCCCUGGUCAUUGAGGAAGACGUGCGUGUCAAAGUGGAGAGGUUAAGUGACGAGGAGGUUCAUGAGGAAGUAUCACAGCCUGUUAGCGCAUCCCAGAGCUCCCUGAGCGAUCAACAGACAGUCCCAGGAAGCGAGCAAGUGCAGGAGGAUCUCCUGAUCAGCCCACAGUCUUCCUCUAUAGGCUCAAUAGAUGAGGGGGUCACGGAGGGACUACCCACACUCCAAAGUACCUCUGGCACUAACGCUCACGCAGAUGACGAUGAUCGUUUGGAGAACGUUCAGUAUCCCUACCAACUCUACAUUGCUCCUUCUACCAGCAGCACAGAGAGACCCAGCCCCAAUGGUCCAGACAGACCUUUUCAGUGUCCAACCUGCGGGGUCCGCUUCACUCGCAUUCAGAACUUAAAACAACACAUGCUUAUCCACUCAGGCAUUAAACCAUUUCAGUGUGACCGCUGUGGGAAAAAGUUCACCCGCGCUUACUCGCUCAAGAUGCAUCGCCUGAAGCACGAAGGUAAACGCUGUUUCCGGUGCCAGAUAUGUAGUGCCACUUUCACUUCCUUCGGGGAAUAUAAACACCACAUGCGGGUUUCCCGGCACAUUAUCCGCAAGCCUCGGAUUUACGAGUGCAAAACAUGUGGCGCCAUGUUCACCAACUCUGGGAAUUUAAUCGUUCACCUGAGGAGCUUGAACCAUGAAGCGUCAGAGCUAGCAAACUACUUCCAGAGCAGUGACUUCCUAGUACCGGACUACUUAAACCAGGAACAAGAAGAGACCCUCGGGCAGUAUGAGCUAGGGGAGCAUGGCUUUGAAAGCAACUCUUCUGUCCAAAUGCCUGUCAUUUCACAGGUGUCAUCAACUCAGAAUUGUGAAAGCACUUUCCCCUUGGGGUCUCUGGGUGGGUUGGCAGAGAAGGAAGAAGAUGUGCCAGAGCAGCCAAAGACUAACGCCACUGCUGAGGCAGCCGUGGGUGACCCUCCGAAACAGGAGCUGUCAUCCAUUACUAUUGAAUAAGUCAUGGGUUGGUUUCAUUUUUGUUCUUUGGAAAGUGCCUGUGUUUGGUCCUGUACAUUUUAAUUUAAUUUUUUUCUUUUUUUUUUUUUUAAAGAAAAAUGGGGAGAUUUUCCCUUUUUCCUUUGUAAGCUACGCUUUAAACCGAAAACUGCACCAGAUGUUACGGUAUUUUUCAUGACUGAAUGCUCACUUCUGUGAAAAUAUUUAAGACUGAUUGCACAAAACACACAAAAAAAGAUCUUGUCAGAACAUCGUGGAAGCUGUGAGACACCUCUAAAGAAGAACAACUGAUUCAGAUCACUUUAACUAUUUCUUCUUCCACAGUUAGAGCAGCUCAUUCCGUUUCCCUUGCGUCUGCAGGCCCUCUGGUGAAGGGAAAGGAAUCAGAGGAAACCUUUUUAAAAUGACAAGCAAAAAGAUGCGUUGGGAAGCCUUCUUGAAUGGUUUUGACUAGUUUUGAGUGGAUGCUUUAAUCUCCUGCAUAAAAAAUGACACUUCCUAGCUCUGUGCCUGCUGUUUUUCAAAGCACUUACUGUAACCCUUCUCUUGGAAGCAGUAAGCAUUUUUGAAACUCACAGCCACACACAUUGUCCCUUUUCCAUCUCAAACGAAUCCGUUUUGACAAAGCCAGUGAUGUCAUGCCAGGUAUUCCUCCUUCUGAUCUCCCAGUCCUUUUAGAAACUGCUUGAUCAAACCACAUUUGUCCAUCUAAGGUUAGGCAUGGAAAUAGUGCGGUCAGGGAAAAGCCUAAGGGAGAGGAAUGAAUUGAGGCUAGAAAAAUACAUAUCCAUGCGAGCCUGACAAGGAUCUCGUGACUGUAUCUCUCUGUAGAAGGGGAACCACGUGUGAAAAUGAAGGUUUUCCCAAAAAAUUCUUUAAAAUCAUGGCCAGAUUGUCCUCAGGAAGAACAUUGCUUCAUGAGGAAGUGAAGUUC